Molecule: messenger RNA, 675 nt
Organism: Thermothielavioides terrestris NRRL 8126
Lineage: Eukaryota; Fungi; Ascomycota; Sordariomycetes; Sordariales; Chaetomiaceae
Exons: 3
Coding region: 1-675 (224 amino acids)
Source: RefSeq, a predicted model, not a curated record
AUGUACAAGCAGAAACCGUUGGAGUACUCCGCGAUACAAGAAGGGCCCACGGAAUCUGCACUGCCGCGUGUCAACUUGAACCGUAGCGGCGUCAACGCCGUCGGGUGGACCAUGGAGUGCUCGAUUUUUGGCGUCGUCUCCUACCCUGACAGCUCCCACACCGGCGUCCCGACCCCGCUGCCGUGGUUCACCGCGCUGUCUGUCGUCGGUGUGGUGGCGGCGCCGGCGGCGGAGCUGGAUGAGGCAGACCGUGAGGCGCUAGAGAUGGAUGGCACGCGCUCGAGCUACACAGAUCCCGGGGACAAAGUGGAGCUGCCCGAGGACCACACGGCGGCCGCAGAGGAGGACGCGUGGCUGUGGCCUGUGACGAUGGCGGCGGCGAGCGAGCACACGGCGCAGGCCGACUCGCCGACAAUGGAGCCCCGUUCGGUUUUCGGCACCAACGCGUCGGCGGUUGUCCCCGGAAAUGAACCCCGUCCUCCGGAUCGGAUCCGGGCGGUGUUGGCCGAUGGCGUGAUCGCCAGCGGGGAUGAUGUUCGAUGUUCCUGGGCCGACCCAGCCGCUCCGCACAACACCCCAGAAACCGCCAUGCUCCUGAAAUUUUUGUUCGGUAAAGUAACACGGAGUGAGCCGUGGGAGCACCUGCAUCCUGCCGAUCAUCGGUACCGGGCGUAG